Molecule: messenger RNA, 1011 nt
Organism: Epithele typhae
Lineage: Eukaryota; Fungi; Basidiomycota; Agaricomycetes; Polyporales; Epitheliaceae
Product: HET-domain-containing protein
Exons: 1
Coding region: 1-1011 (336 amino acids)
Source: RefSeq, a predicted model, not a curated record
AUGUGGCUCCUCAACACCGACACGGCCACCUUGAAAUACUUCAAUUCUCCUGAAGACGUCCAGGGAGGCUAUGCCAUCCUUUCGCACUGCUGGGACCAACAUCGAGCCGAGCAAACGUUCCAGGAGAUCGUCGCCAUCAAGCAGCGUGCAGAGCUCCUCAGGCUAAAUCCACGCCGUUUCGUUUCACCCAAGAUCAGGGACUUCUGCAAGCUCGCCGCCGCGCACGGAUACCGCUGGGCAUGGGUCGACACUUGCUGCAUCGACAAGACGAGCAGCACCGAGCUCUCGGAGGCGAUCAACUCAAUGUUUCGCUACUACGCUCUCUCGCAAGCCUGCUACGUCUACCUCUCCGACGUCUCAAGCAAGUGCGACCUGGGCAGUGAGUCCUCAGAGUUCUGGGAGAGCCGCUGGUACCGCCGAGGAUGGACGCUACAAGAGCUCAUCGCCCCCCGCUUCCUCGUCUUCCUCGCUCGCGACUGGACGGUACUCGGCACGAAGGUUGAGCUCGCCCCUGUGGUGGAGAAGAUCACUAGUAUCCCCGCUAGUGUCCUCAAGUUCGAGCAAGAUCUCGCGGAGGUCAGCGUAGCGCGCCGGAUGUCGUGGGCGGGCACACGGUGGACAACACGUGUGGAGGACGAGGCGUACUGCUUGAUGGGUAUUUUUGGGGUCAACAUGCCGGUUCUCUAUGGGGAGGGCUCGAAUGCAUUCUACCGUCUGCAAGAAGAGGUCAUGCGAAGCCUGACGGACUCAACCCUGUUCUUGUGGGGAACGUAUGCGCCCUCGACCACGGCCAGUACCCUAUCCUCAAUGGCACCUACACUUUCCCCGCCAACGGGAGAAAGUCGCAGCACUUCGAUCAUCCCCUUCCUCUUCGCCCCAGCGCCCUCAGACUUUUCCAUCGCAUGCAACUUUGAUGGAGCCACGAAAGCGGUAAAUGUGCGUGCAUUUCUUGGACACCCUCUCGCCAACAAUGAACUGACAUGGUCCUAUCCAGUUCCCCCAUCGGAGUAG